UAUUCUCGCUGUGUUUAAUUAAUUUUGUCUGGGAUCCAUUUCGUGCGUAUUUUGGCCGAGGUCAUAAAAAUACGAGAUUUGUAGACCAUUAGCAGAAAAAAAUGCGCAGCUUUUCUACAGCUUUGAUUUGUUUAAAUUGUCAGUCGGUGAUGCUCCUUUACCUAAUUUUGCAAGAGAUUGACUUUUGGCGUAGCCUAGAAACAUGAGGCUGGUCAGCAGGAAUUUUGAUAAAGGCUCACAGGGUUCGGUAACCCUGAUACCAGAAGAAUCCGAAGAUAUGUGGCACACCUACAAUCUGAUUGCGGAAGGCGAUCAAGUGCGGAGUACGACUAUACGGAAGGUGCAAAAUGAAUCGGUGACAGGCUCAUCGACGAGCAAUCGUGUGCGCACUACACUCACAAUAAGUGUUGAGUCCAUAGAUUUUGAUACACAAGCUUGCAUGCUACGCUUGAAGGGGCGCAAUAUUGAGGAGAACCAAUACGUGAAGAUGGGCGCCUAUCACACACUUGAUUUGGAGCUAAAUCGAAAAUUUGAGUUGCGCAAAGCCGAAUGGGACACAAUCGCACUGGAACGCAUCGAAAUGGCCUGCGACCCGGUGCAGUCCUCGGAUUUAGCAGCAGUUGUAAUGCAAGAGGGUCUGGCGUAUUUAUGUCUGAUUACGGCUAGCAUGACGCUGGUGCGAAGUAAAAUUGAAGUCUCAAUCCCGCGCAAGCGAAAAGGCUACACCCAACAGCACGAGAAGGGCUUGGUGAAAUUCUACGAAAGCGUCAUGCAGGGCAUUUUGAGGCAUGUCAAUUUUGAUAUAGUCAAAUGUGUGUUGAUAGCAUCGCCCGGUUUUGUGCGUGAUCAAUUCUUCGAAUAUAUGUUCCAGCAAGCGGUCAAAGCUGAUAUCAAAAUACUACUAGACAAUAAAAGUAAAUUCGUACUUGUGCGUUCAUCUUCGGGCUUCAAACAAGCGCUGAAAGAAGUGCUGCAAGAUCCCAGUGUAAUGGUGAAAAUAUCCGAUACAAAAGCGGUUAGAGAGGUGAAGGUGCUUGAACAGUUCUACACCAUGCUGCAUUCUGAGCCAGCGAGAGCUUUUUAUGGCAAAAAACACGUGAUGGAGGCGGCCAAAGCGAUGGCGAUAGAAACUUUGCUCAUAUCGGAUAACCUAUUCCGUUGUCAAGAUGUCAAUCAGCGUAAGGAAUACGUAAAUUUAGUUGAAUCUGUGCGUGAAGCCGGUGGUGAAGUGAAAAUAUUCUCAAGCAUGCAUAUCUCAGGAGAACAACUCGCCAAUUUGACCGGCAUAGCAGCUAUGUUACGCUUUCCCAUGCCUGAGCUGGACGACAGUGGGGAAGAUGAUGAUGAUGACGAUUCUGCCGCUUCGGAAUAAAAUUUGUGUAGUGUUUGAUGAGCGUUUACAUAUAUAAAUAUAUAUGUUGAAUAAAUUAGUAAAUAGGAAAUGGAUCUUUAAUCAAAACAUAUUUAAAUUAUUUUAAUUAGCAAUAAAGCCUACUAACCAACGCCUA
Anastrepha obliqua is the source of this 1508-nucleotide messenger RNA. RefSeq names its product protein pelota (gene pelo). The transcript has 2 exons. Lineage: Eukaryota; Metazoa; Arthropoda; Insecta; Diptera; Tephritidae. Gene Ontology annotation, biological process: nonfunctional rRNA decay; nuclear-transcribed mRNA catabolic process, no-go decay; RNA surveillance. Gene Ontology annotation, cellular component: cytoplasm. The record is from RefSeq and is a predicted model, not a curated record. Bases 203 to 1372 code for a protein of 389 amino acids.